Messenger RNA from Dioscorea cayenensis subsp. rotundata (Guinea yam), 570 nucleotides. RefSeq names its product agamous-like MADS-box protein AGL80. Bases 1 to 570 code for a protein of 189 amino acids. The transcript has a single exon. NCBI's taxonomy places the organism in Eukaryota, Viridiplantae, Streptophyta, Magnoliopsida, Dioscoreales, Dioscoreaceae. Gene Ontology annotation, biological process: regulation of transcription by RNA polymerase II. The record is from RefSeq and is a predicted model, not a curated record. Gene Ontology annotation, molecular function: DNA-binding transcription factor activity, RNA polymerase II-specific; protein dimerization activity; RNA polymerase II cis-regulatory region sequence-specific DNA binding.
AUGACGAAGGGCAAGCUCUAUCCCUCAUUCAUUGCCAAAGCAUCGGCGAGGAAAGCCGCGUUCAAGCAGAGGAAGCAAGGGUUGAUCAAGAAGCUGCGUGAACUGUCCAUCUUGUGUGAUGUGCCGGCAUUCCUUAUCAUCUUCUGCCAUGAUUUUGCUCAGCCACAGAUGUGGUCUUCAACACCUGAUCCUCAUCAAGUACUCCGGCAUUUCAUAAGUCUGCCGGAGACGGAAAAGUCUGAAAACAUGCUCAACCAAGCUGACUUCCUCGAACUCCAAAUAAAAAAACUUGAAGAUCAAUUCCAAAAGAUCGAACUUGAAAACAGUGAGAGCGAGUUGAAGUUGUUGCUAUGUAAGGCCUUACGUGGAGAAGCAAAUCUUGACGAUAUAUCUCUCGAAACAGCUAAAAAACUGAGUUCUAUGGUUGAAAAAAAAAUCGCGCAAGUCAAUGAGAGAAUGUCCAUCAUCGAAAGAGAGAAGUUUCUGAACGAUUCUCCGGAUGAAGAUAGUAACCUGUCUUCCUCUGAAGAGGACACUGAGUCUCCAUCUGAUGAUCACUCUAGUGGGUGA